AUGAAUGUAUUGACAGGUCAAAAUUUGACGGGAACUCUACCGGCUGAAUUUGCGAAUCUUACUUCUCUGCGGGCAAUGUCCCUCGGUGGAAACCGGAUUAUUGGUUCAAUACCCGAGGAAAUUGCAGAUAUUGCUACUCUUCGGGUGCUUAGGAUUGAUGGGAGCAUGCUAUCUGGGAAGAUACCUGAUCUGAUAGGGAACUGGACAUAUAUUGAUAGACUGGACUUGCAAGGCACAGGCAUGAAUGGGCCCAUUCCUUCUACCAUAUCUCAGCUGGAAAGCAUAACAGAAUUGAGAAUAUCAGAUUUGGCUGGAUCAAAUAUAAAGUUCCCGGAUCUGAGUAGACUGACAAACUUGGAGUAUCUGAUUCUGAGAAAUUGCGGGAUUGUUGGCUCCAUCCCACAUUACAUUUCCGGAUUUACUGAACUUGAAUUAUUAGACCUAAGCUUUAACAUGUUGACUGACUAUUCCUUGUUCAUCAAUUGUGGAGGAGAAAGUACAACCUAUGGGGGAAAUGAAUAUGCAGCGGAUUUGACCCCAGGGGGCCCAUCAUACUUUGUAACUUCAGAAAAAUGGGCUUAUAGCACCACAGGGGUUUUCACGGAUCGUGAAAGAGAAGAUUAUAAUGCAAGCAACUCAUUCGGUUUGAAUAUAACUGGUGCAGACCUCUAUCGAACAGCUCGCCUCGCCCCCACUUCACUGAGGUACUAUGGACUUUGCUUGCGUAAGGGCAGUUAUAAAGUCACGCUUCAUUUUGCUGAAAUAAUGUUCUCUGGAGAUCAGACCUUUAGCAGCCUCGGAAGGCGCUACUUUGAUGUAUCAAUCCAAGGGAAUGUAGUUCUGAAGAAUUUUAAUAUUGCAAAAGAAGCUGGAGGUGUAGGCAAGGCCAUCACUAGGGAUUUUAAUAUCACUGUUAAUGAUAGCACUUUGGCAAUCCAUCUGUACUGGUCAGGGAAGGGAACUACUUCACUUCCACAUAAGGCAGUAUAUGGCCCUCUCUUAUCUGCUAUUUCUGUGACACCGAAUUUUAAUCCUCAUUCCGGAGGACACUCUGCUGAAGCUAUUGUUGGAAUUAUAGUUGCGACCUGUGUGGUCGUCGUGUUAACUGUGCUUUUACUGCGAUGGAAGGGUUACAUUUGUGCAAAAGAUCUUGAAGACAAAGUUAAACAGCUCUCCUCCAAAUCAAAGCAAGGAAAUCGUGAAUUUGUUAAUGAAAUAGGCAUGAUAUCUGCCUUGCAACACCCCAAUCUUGUAAGGCUAUAUGGCUGCUGCAUUGAAGGAAACCAGUUGCUACUAAUUUAUGAAUACAUGGAAAAUAAUUGUCUUGCCCGUGCACUAUUUGGCCAUGAGGAACAACGACUACAACUGGACUGGGCAACAAGAAAAAAAAUAUGCCUAGGAAUAGCCAGGGGAUUAGCUUAUCUUCAUGAGGAAUCGAGGUUAAAAAUUGUCCACAGGGACAUUAAGGCCACUAAUGUGCUGCUUGACCGGGAUCUAAAUGCUAAGAUAUCUGACUUUGGUUUAGCUAAGCUUGACGAAGAGGAGAACACUCACAUUAGUACAAGAAUCGCCGGAACAUUUGGAUACAUGGCUCCUGAAUAUGCAAUGCAUGGUUACUUAACUUAUAAAGCAGACGUUUACAGUUUUGGAAUUGUGACAUUAGAAAUUGUCAGUGGGAGAUGUAAUGCCAGUAACAGGACAAAGGAAAAUUCUUUUUAUAUUCUUGACUGGGCACACGCCUUAAAAGAGAAGGGGGACCUGAUGGAGCUAGUGGAUCCAAGGUUGGGAUCAGAAUUUGACAGAGAAGAAGUGAUGGUGAUGAUUAACGUUGCUCUGCUCUGCACUGACGUCUCACUUGCCGUUAGGCCUGCUAUGUCUUCAGUUGUGAGCAUACUCGAAGGUCGAAUGGUCCCUCAUGAAUUGAUUUCAGAACCCACUGUAUCAAGUACUGGGAUUAAGCCGGAGAGCAUUGAAGAAAACAGGAAUGACAGGCGAGUCUCAAGUGCGUCAGUUGACGGACCAUGGACGGCUUCUUCUGCUUCUGCUGGCGAUCUCUGCCUUGUCAAAUUGGAUUCCGCUUAUUUGGCAAAAAGAGAAUAG
Messenger RNA from Thlaspi arvense, 2100 nucleotides. The record is from the annotation of a GenBank genome assembly. NCBI's taxonomy places the organism in Eukaryota, Viridiplantae, Streptophyta, Magnoliopsida, Brassicales, Brassicaceae.